AUGCAAGCUCUAAGUUGGCUCUAUAAAGUGCUAAAUAUUUCAUCACAUUGCAAAAAAUGUUUUGGAUCAGCUAUUAUCCAAAAUAAUUUUUUUAUUUUAGUAUUAAUAAUUCCAUACAAAAUAAUAAGCAGUUUAAAUCAUUAAAAAAUUAACUUCCGGCUACUACAGAAAGACUACUCUAAAAUAGUAAUCUCAAACGGUUUAAAACGAGAGAAUGUUUUUCGAGAUAUUACAUACUGUGACUGCAUUAGUUGUAGUGAACAACCUAGCAUCGUGUUUAUGGCAUCUUGUAAUAUUUUUGUCGAAUCAAGAAUAUCUGGGAUCAAUGUGGUCUCAGAUAUCCAUCUUUAAGAUAUAAACAUUUCCGAGACUGGACAGAUUCUGAAAUACAGUACAUUGUCUUACGUCUGCUGAAAGAUACUAUGCUGGUGGGAGCAUUUAUCAUACAACACAGUCUCAUGGCUACAGAUGCAUGGAAAAAAUUAAUGCGUCGGUUAAACAUUAACGUCAGUGAAAGACUUCUGUAUGUCCUGGCUUCUUGUUUUGUUCUUACAAUUUACUGCUGCAAAGAUGCCAUUUCUUGUGGGGCACCAUUUCAGUACUUUGAUGCAGAAAUGGAAGAGCACGCCUGAUGUAUACCUGUGGAGCAUUGAUACAAGUGAGAGUAGAUUCUGGUGGCUUUUCAUACUGGUGCACGCAGUGGCUUGGAUGAUCAUUUUUAUUGAAUUGAUGAUUAUGGACCCUGGGGAGCUAAUCGGGUUAAAACAGAUAUACUUUUACCACACUAGAAAAUCAGCUCCCCUCAGCUACAAAUCAAAGGAGUUACAGCUGUUCUACAAGCACUUUCGACAUCCAGGACCUUUAGGAAUAUGGUUGAUGUUGUGGGUACAUCCUGUGAUGACACUUGAUCGCCUAGUACUUGCUGUGUCAUGGUCAUUGUACAUCUUUAUAGCUUAUAGUGUCUCUCUUAAUGGCUUUAAGUUUGCAAAAAGUUACUUUCAAGUCCAGCGAUCCAGAAGUGUCUAUUACAGACCCACAUAGUGAUCACUGAGUAAUAUCACUAAUAGAUAAAAUGCAGUCAAAUACAACACUUCUUUGACAUUUCUUUAUUGCUUUUUUUAGCAAAAUGAAACAUUGAAGCAUUUAGCAACUUGCUUGAGUAACAGAGUAUAACUAAUAAAUUUAGCUAUGUAGUAAAUAAAAUUACCUAAUUAGCAGAUGAUAUACUGUAAAAACAUCUGAUUAUAAAUGUAAAAGUAUGUACCUGCAGUACCAAUAACACCCUCACCUGGACAACACCUUACCCUCAGUAAGACAGAAAUGGGGGAGAAAUUUUGCCUAUUACUGUUUACCACAAAAUAAAACCCAAUAUGGCACAAAAACAUAGUCUAUUACCAUGCAAUAAUUUGUCAAAAUGAAAAGCAUAUCUGUUACUGUAGCUUGUUUUAUUUUGUAGCAAGUGGUUACUGAUAAACACUGUUUCCUGCCACUACCUGAGGCUCAUGUAUUCUGUUCAUUUGUUCCUGUAGAGAUUCUUCAUAGGUCAGAUUUUGUUUUCUUUUGAGGUGCAUGCCAUGCCUUGGUUUACAGCUUCCGCUUUAUAAUGUUGAAAAAGACCCAAUAAUCACAGGGUGGAAAAAAAAAAAUUCAGACACCUUUCAUGUCAGCAUGCAAAAGUUGAAAAAUAUGAAUUUAAAAUGAAAAUAGAGUAAAAUAAAGUCAUGUUGUUUGCAAAACCAGAGAAAAAGACAAUGCCAGACUUCGUCAUAUAAAAUGCAUAUGCAACUAGUUAAUACAAGAUUUAUGAAAGAAAGCUUACUUUUAUAUAACUGACUAGUAUGCUAUUGCAUCCUCAGCGAAUGCAGGCAAAAAAUGUGAUAUUUUAUUUAUUUGCCAGUUUGGCAGCUAUAUGAUGCUGUUGCAGUCUCAUUUUGACCGCAUCCCUUCAUUUUUUCCCCUUUCUUUGGUGCUGUUUAUAACUUUAUAAAAUUUAAUUUAUUUAAUGGAAGAUAUAAUCUAUUUGAUAUUCUUUGCAGAGUCAAGACUUCCAUUGAAAUAUUGUUGCAUAAUUUAAUGAUAGUUCUCACUUAUCAGUUUAACUAUUUUCAUGCAUAUUACGUUGAUGUAUAUACAAACAAUUUAUAUAUUAGAAGACAGAAGGCACAUAUGUUAAGCUUAAUAAACCUAGUUUCAGUUUUGA
This is a messenger RNA of Pomacea canaliculata, 2200 nucleotides long. RefSeq names its product nurim homolog. Bases 526 to 1041 code for a protein of 171 amino acids. Gene Ontology annotation, cellular component: nuclear membrane. Lineage: Eukaryota; Metazoa; Mollusca; Gastropoda; Architaenioglossa; Ampullariidae. The transcript is spliced from 5 exons. The record is from RefSeq and is a predicted model, not a curated record.